AUGAAAAUCGAAUCACUUGGACCUAAGGUGUACUUAGACGUCAGUAUUGAUUCCAAACUAGUUGGACGUAUUGUACUAGAGCUAUAUGAUCAACAAGCUCCAAAAUCAACUAACCGAUUUCUCGAGCUAUGUCGUGGCGAAAAAAUUACAGACCAAACAUUUCAUUCCUACAAAGGUAUUCACUUUGACAAGGUGAUCAAAAACUUCGUCAUACAAGCACAAGAGAUAAGCAAUGACACACUGAAAAGCAACAAUGGCCGAUCUGGGCCCCUUCAAGAGGAAAAUUUAUGUGAAAGCUGUCCCACAUUUAGCCUUUGUUGGGUUAAUAAUGACGUGAAAGAUACUGGUGAUCAAUUCUUCAUUACUACGUUUCCCCAACCUCAUUUGGCAAACAAACACACGGUAUUUGGUCAUGUAGUACAUGGGAAAUCUGUGGUUAGAGAAAUUGAGAGAGUGAGCACAACUUCACAAUAUGAACCGACCGUUCCCGUCGUUAUUGAAUCUUGUGGCGAAUGGGAUGAAUCUAUGGAUAUACCAAUCUUCAAUGCUAGUUACGAUCAAGUUGGUGGUGACGUUUACGAAGAAUAUCCCGACGAUGACCAAACAAUUGAAGAAGACUCUUCGGAAUCUGCCUACACGGCUAUAGAACGAAUUAAAGAAAGUGGAACAAUUUUGUUCAAAAGGGGAGAUAAAGAGCAAGCCUAUUUGAAAUGGAGAAAGUGUUUACGUUAUAUUGUUGAGUUUGAUCCAGAUCAAGAACAGAGUCCCGAGUAUUUUAGAAAGUUCAAAGAAGUAAAGAAAAAGGUUUAUUUGAAUUUGAGUUUAGUGGCCUCACAAUUGAAGCAAUUUGCUGACUCAAUCAAGUAUUGCACCUUUCUUUUGGAAUCGGAUGAUGUUUCAGAACAGGAAAAGGCAAAGGCGUGUUUCAGGAGGGGUCUGGCUUACUUUGAAAUGAAUAAGUUGGAGUCAUCACUCGCUGAUUUGAAGGUAGCACAUAAUAUUCUACCUGAUGAUGGACUCAUACUGAAGAAGAUGCAUGAUGUAGAAACUGCAUUGGAUGUCAAGAAACAGAAAGAAAAGUCAAAGUAUGCAAAAUUUUUUGGUUAA
Messenger RNA from Lodderomyces orthopsilosis Co 90-125, 1107 nucleotides. Its product is annotated as peptidylprolyl isomerase. Gene Ontology annotation, molecular function: peptidyl-prolyl cis-trans isomerase activity; protein binding. Gene Ontology annotation, biological process: protein peptidyl-prolyl isomerization. Lineage: Eukaryota; Fungi; Ascomycota; Pichiomycetes; Serinales; Debaryomycetaceae. Gene Ontology annotation, cellular component: intracellular membrane-bounded organelle. The record is from RefSeq and is a predicted model, not a curated record. The coding region runs from base 1 to 1107 and encodes 368 amino acids. The transcript has a single exon.